Rotaria sp. Silwood2 is the source of this 252-nucleotide messenger RNA. Lineage: Eukaryota; Metazoa; Rotifera; Eurotatoria; Philodinida; Philodinidae. The record is from the annotation of a GenBank genome assembly.
AUGCCAUUAGUACGUGUUCUUAUUCUCAUUGCUCUUCUGACAAUAACAAUAAGCAAUAGUUUUCCAAAUGCAUAUCUAUCUUCUUUUAACGAAGAUCCAUUAACAAUUGCUCUUAAAUCAAAUGUUGUACGCAGAGAUGAUUUCGAUCCAUAUGGUUUCAAUUCAAUUUUAAGUAGAUUUAGUAGGCAUUCAAAUCUGUACGGCAUUGAAAACAACAACAAAUAUUUUUCCGAUGAAUUUAAUUUUGUUUAA